AUGGCGGUGCGAGUGGAGGUGGAAUGUGCUCUCACGCGGGAAGGCGACGAUGUCUGCCUUGUGGGCGCCUCGCCUGCUUUGGGCAAUUGGGACCCGAGCCGCGCGCUGCAGCUCAACACAGGUCCCAGUCUUUGGCCGCGCUGGGCCAAGGAGGUUGCUCUGGCCCAUGGCACAGAGUGCAAGCUGAUCAUCCGAAGACGAGGCGGGCAGGUGGAGUGGGAGGGGAUGACUGGCAACCGAAGCUGGCCCGCAGCGACCCCUGCAUCGACGGUGUCGAUGAAGUUUGGCGUGCCGGCAAUAAGCUUCGAUCCCGUCAAAGCGCCCGCAGAGUCUACAAAGCUUCCGCAGCCUCCUGCUGUCGCACUUCCGCAGCCACAGGUGGCAGGCUACCGGCCCGCGAAUGCGCCUGCCUCACCGGUGCCUGCAUCGCCUUCAGAGUCCUCCAGGAGUGGCAGGACGCCGAAGGCCCACAAAGAUCUGCGGCAGAAGUUCAUCCUCGACAUGAACGACGGGUACGAGCAAAACAUCGAAGAACGCUUCGAUUUGGACGAGAAGGCCAAGCUGGGCGAUGGGGCUUUCAGCGUGGUGACUCGAGCCACCAAUCGAGCCACUGGGGCCGUGAGGGCCAUGAAGUCCGUGCUGAAGUCCAGGGUUCAGAAAGUAGAGGCCCUGAAAAAUGAGAUCGAUCUGGCACGCGACAUGGACCAUCCCAACAUUGUCCGGCUCUAUGGGAUCUACGAAGACCCUCGGCACGUGUACCUUGUCAUGGAGCUGUGCGAGGGUGGUGAGCUCUUCGACCGCUUGUCGGAGGUCUACUCUUUGGGGGAGAAGGGCGCGCGGGCCUGCAUGAGGCAGGUGUUUGCCUCCGUGGCCUACUGCCACUCCAAGGGCAUAGUGCACCGGGACUUGAAGCCCGAGAAUUACCUCCUCUACGACAAAGACAAACCCCUGGACCAGACUCUGCUUAAACUCAUUGAUUUCGGGCUGGCGAAGCCCUUGCCUGAGGCUGGCUGUUUGAGGACGCGAGUGGGCACGGCCUAUUACGUCGCACCGGAGGUGCUGGCACAGGCUUACACGGAGGCUGCAGAUGUCUGGAGCAGCGGUGUUAUCAUGUACAUCAUGCUCUGUGGCGCUCCUCCUUUCAACGCAGACAAGGACAGCGACAUCCUCAGACUUGUGAAAAAAGGCCAGUACAGCAUGGAGAGCGGGGUCUGGCGAACUGUGAGCACGACGGCCAAGAGCCUCAUAAAGGCUUGCCUGGAGAUGGAUCACAAGAAGCGCAUCACUGCUCAAGAUGCCUUGAGCCACGAGUGGUUCCACCGGGACGAAGUCGACGGUGCACCGUUGGACUCCUCCGUCCUUCGCAAUCUGCGGGCUUUCAGCAGCGCGAACCGCUUCCGCAAGGCUGCGUUGACCGCUGUGGCUUACCAGUUGGGCGAGGACGAGCAGAAGGAGCUACGUGAGAUCUUCAUGAGGCUUGAUACCAACGGCGACGGCUAUCUGAGCCUGGAGGAGAUCAAGCACGGGCUCCAACAGCAGAUGGAGAUUUCGGACCUUGAGCAAGUCCUCCAAGAAGUGGACUCAAAUGGGGACGGCCGAAUCGAGUACACGGAGUUCCUGGCCGCAGCUAUGGACCAGAGGCUUCAGCGGAACGAGACCUCGUGCUGA
This is a messenger RNA of Symbiodinium necroappetens, 1668 nucleotides long. Lineage: Eukaryota; Dinophyceae; Suessiales; Symbiodiniaceae. The record is from the annotation of a GenBank genome assembly.